Molecule: messenger RNA, 326 nt
Organism: Aspergillus steynii IBT 23096
Lineage: Eukaryota; Fungi; Ascomycota; Eurotiomycetes; Eurotiales; Aspergillaceae
Exons: 1
Coding region: 120-284 (54 amino acids)
Source: RefSeq, a predicted model, not a curated record
CGAUUCGACCUUUCCUUUCCUUCGCACUAAUUCCUCGGUUCCGUCGAUUUCCCAUUAAACCUUUGGGCGAGCGUUUCAGUGGCCGACACUUUGGUGCCUGCUCGUUCGUGAAAUCUCAUAUGGUUUGUGUCUAUUUCGGGAUUCGAGAGGGUUGGCGUUGGCGAAAAAAGCGUGAGGACGAGGAUGUGGAAUAUGAUGAGGUAGUUGCUCGUGGCAGAUUCCUUGGCUAUGUUGUUGGUGUUGUUGGUAUGCUCUCAACCAUUCAGUUCUUUAGGCGUAGUUGACCAUGAAAUUCGAUCUUUGCCGUUUGCUUCAAUUGCAGGUAU